CUCCCAUCAGUUCAAAGUGACCUCUGCAUGUGACUCCGAGCAUCCAAAAGGACGCGUUCGGCUCCGGGCUGCGGGUCCCUCGGCCUCCUGCAGAGGGAGAUACAGCCCGCUGCAGAAGGGAUCCACAGGGGUGUCCGGCCGGCACUAACACCCAGGCAGCAGCAGCAGCAGCAGCAGCAGCAGCAGCAACACAGUAGCACAGUAGCAGCAAGUGCGGUGCAGUCGACCUGAGAGGAGCGGACGCUGCUCCGCCUUCUUCGUGCAGGAAACACCGCACAGAUGACGGGACCAUCGCGGAUAACUAUCACACAUUCCUCCGUUUGAUUAUUGCUACACAUCAAACAAACACGUCCGCCUCCUCCUGCCUCUCUCACCGGGAUCACACACCGCCGCUGUUGGGUCUUUUUGGGUCUUGUUUCUUGCGUUUUUGUGUGUGCGUUGUCCUCCGGGAGGCUGAAUGGAAGCAGCAGCCGAGGGAGCGGUCGGGCUGUCGGAGGCCCGGGACGGGAGCCCGCUAUCCGGGGCCACAGCAUCCGAUGAUGGGGACACGGUGGUUGGAGUCAGCUACGGAAUGGACGCCGGAGACAUGGAUGCUGCUGCCAGGAAAGCCUUCAUCACAGAGAUGCCCUCGUCCUCAGGCCAGCCUGGUCAGGGGAAGAAGAUGGGCCACAGAGGAGUGGAUGCAUCAGGGGAAACUACUUACAAGAAGACCACAUCCUCGGCCUUGAAAGGUGCCAUCCAGCUGGGCAUCGGUUACACGGUGGGCAACCUGAGCUCCAAGCCGGAGAGAGACGUGUUGAUGCAGGACUUCUACGUGGUGGAGAGCAUCUUUUUCCCCAGUGAAGGCAGCAACCUCACUCCAGCCCACCAUUUCCCGGACUUCCGCUUUAAAACCUACGCUCCCGUGGCCUUCCGCUACUUCAGAGAACUGUUCGGCAUCAGGCCGGAUGACUACCUGUACUCUCUCUGUAACGAGCCUCUCAUCGAGCUGUCUAAUCCCGGAGCGAGUGGCUCUGUCUUCUACCUAACGAGGGACGACGAGUUCAUCAUCAAGACUGUGAUGCACAAGGAGGCUGAAUUCUUACAGAAACUGCUGCCUGGAUACUACAUGAACUUGAAUCAGAACCCUCGCACGUUGCUGCCCAAGUUUUUCGGCCUCUACUGUGUCCAGUCGGGCGGGAAGAACAUCCGCGUGGUGGUGAUGAACAACGUCCUUCCCCGCGUGGUUCGCAUGCACCUCAAAUUCGACCUGAAGGGCUCCACCUACAAGAGGCGAGCAUCCAAGAAGGAGAGAGAGAAGGCCAGGCCCACUUUCAAAGACCUGGACUUCAUGCAAGACCUGCAGGAGGGACUGAUGCUGGACCAGGACACUUACAGCGCGCUGGUCAAAACCCUGCAGAGAGACUGUCUGGUGCUGGAAAGCUUCAAGAUCAUGGACUACAGUCUGCUGCUCGGGGUUCACAACAUGGACCAGGCGGAGAGGGAGAGGCAGAUGGAGGGCUCCCAGGGCGACAGCGAUGAGAAGAGGCCCGUGGCCCAGCAGAAGGCCCUGUACUCCACCGCCAUGGAGUCCAUCCAGGGAGGAGCCGCCUGCGGAGGGUCCAUCGACACCGACGACACGAUGGGCGGUAUCCCAGCUGUGAAUGGAAAAGGGGAGAGACUUCUUCUCUACAUCGGAAUCAUCGACAUCCUGCAAUCCUACAGGCUAAUCAAGAAACUGGAGCACACGUGGAAAGCUUUGGUUCAUGAUGGGGACACCGUAUCAGUCCACCGGCCAGGCUUCUACGCCGACAGAUUCUUCAAGUUCAUGAGCAGCAUGGUUUUCAAGAAGAGCUCCUCUCUGAAGUCAUCUCCAUCCAAGAAGGGUCGUGUGUCGUUGUCGGUGCCUAAGUGUGUUGGUCCUGGAGCAGCCUGGUCAGCCAGCCAGCUGCCCUCCGAGAGAGACGAGAACAUCUACGACCUAAGAGGAGCUCGCAGCUUCCCCACGCUGGAGGAUGAGGGGCGACCAGAUCAUCUUCCAUGCACUCCUCCAUCGUUUGAAGAGGCCACCACAGCGUCAAUUGCCACCACCCUCUCCUCCACCACCUCUCUCUCCAUCCCUGAGAGAUCCCCCUCUGACACCGGCGAGCACCCCCGCUACAGGAGGUACACCCAGUCUCUCACCCAUGACGGAAGGACCCAGGAGGAGCUGCGUGUGCGUGAGGAGGACCAGCAGACCAUCAGAGUGGAGGUGGAGUUGAAGAGACACGACAGUGAGCCCACCAUCUCUGUUCCACAGUCUUCACCUGAAGCCAGUGAUGUUCAGGAAGGAGCUGGUGCAGAGGCUGCCAAUGAUGCUGCUGCUGCUGCUGCAGCACCCUCCAGCUCUUCGUCAGCACCUGAAGCAGCAGCAGCCUCCUCCUCCUCCUCGUCUGCCCCAGAUGCUCCUUCUUGUUCCGGGGCAGCCAGUGAAGCCCCGUCCAGUCCCAAGGUGGUGGUGGAGACAGACAGGGCCAGCCAGGUGUCCGGCUCAGGCUGCACCAGCCAGGCUUCAGUCGAUGAUGAGGACGACGUGCCAAUCACAGAUAUCUACUUUCCUCAAGACGACAGCACCUGGGUGUACUCUCCACUACACUAUGGCUCAGAGUCUAAGGCCCUGCCAGAUGGGGAUUGGGAGAGAGAGACAUAAACCCCGAUCUCUGGCAGAGAGGAGUGAACGUGUCAGUGGACUCAUCGGUCUGACGUCCAGACCUCAGCGGUAGCAGCAGGAUCUCUGUCUGAACCAGGACUUUAAA
This is a messenger RNA of Anarrhichthys ocellatus (wolf-eel), 2774 nucleotides long. It is a transcript of the gene pip5k1ca, whose product is annotated as phosphatidylinositol-4-phosphate 5-kinase, type I, gamma a. The transcript has 18 exons. Bases 458 to 2668 code for a protein of 736 amino acids. NCBI's taxonomy places the organism in Eukaryota, Metazoa, Chordata, Actinopteri, Perciformes, Anarhichadidae. The record is from RefSeq and is a predicted model, not a curated record. Gene Ontology annotation, biological process: phosphatidylinositol phosphate biosynthetic process. Gene Ontology annotation, molecular function: 1-phosphatidylinositol-4-phosphate 5-kinase activity. Gene Ontology annotation, cellular component: plasma membrane.